Molecule: messenger RNA, 3865 nt
Organism: Onychostoma macrolepis
Lineage: Eukaryota; Metazoa; Chordata; Actinopteri; Cypriniformes; Cyprinidae
Product: cAMP-regulated D2 protein
Exons: 8
Coding region: 532-2556 (674 amino acids)
Molecular function (GO): cholinesterase activity
Source: RefSeq, a predicted model, not a curated record
CUACACAGAAGUACACUGACAACAGUAGUGGUAGCUACUAGGCUGACUGAGCUGAAGAAGUUAAAGCACAAGCAGCUAACUGAGGCGAAAUAAGUGUAAAUAGUUGAUAAAACUGCUUUUAUACUUUCGUAAUCAAUUCUGUUGUAUAUACAUAGACAAAACAUUAGUUUCCAGCUUGACCUGUACAUCUGCAGUACCCUGAACUCUCACUGCCAGUAAUCUGAUUUGUUUCACAAUAGCGUCCUUGUGAACGAGUCUUGACUGUGAGAGAGAAAUGUUUGUGAAUGCAGGUCAGUCUCAUUGAUGUCACGCGAAAUUCAACAGUCGCACAAGCCACAGUCGGAUUCCUCUACACUCGCUGUUUGCUGACUGGAGACAAAAGACAGUUACGGGAAGGUAAUAACGGGAUUUUACAGCAUAAAACUUUCUUCAAGCAUCUGUUUGUGGAUCUAGGCAGCUGAGAUUCUCCUGUUGAAGUAAGUGGAACUAACUAAUUCUACUGUGAUUGACUCUUUGGUUUCAAAAGCCAUCAUGGUGUUGUUUGGCACUACAUUGAUUGUGGUCACGCUACUACUAUCAAUGAUGCCAAUUGUGGGAGGAAGACUGAAAAGUGAAACUCAACAAACUGGGACUCGGAUAAUGAUGUUCAACAUCCCAAACACUGAACAUAAUGAAACACAUGAGAGCUUGGAUGAUGUUUUUGUAAAUGAACCCGCUUUAAACCUGUUUAAGAGUCUAGAGUUUUAUGCUAGUGCUGAUGAAUUUUCAAGAAACCCUGUGGCUGAAACGAUUGAUGUGCAUUCAGUAGCUGAUUCCAUAUCAACCAGAACUGAAUGUGAUAAAAAUAAUUGUGAAGGUGAUAAUAUUGUACACAAGGAGCCGGAGAUGGAUGAGAAGUUGAAUAAGGUGGGAUGUGAUGGUGAAUGCAUGAUUAAUUCAAUGGAUCACACCUCGUCUGAAGCCUUGGAUGAUACCUCUAGUGGAGAUCCAGUGGUCAUCACACACCUCGGGCGAGUUCGUGGCCGUACUCUGGAUAAAGCUCAUGUGUUUUAUGGGAUUCCAUAUGCAGACCCUCCUGUGGGGGACAAACGCUGGGCUCCUCCUUCACCCGUGUCACCUUGGACGUACACUUAUGAUGCCACAUUUCCCCGUUCUGCUUGCAUGCAGGUGUGUGCUGGUGAGUUCUCUCGGAUGUGUCCUCCUAAGGUUAGCGAGGACUGCCUGUAUCUAAACGUCUUUGUUCCUGUGACCAUCAACCUGUCAUUGCCGGUAGUAACAGCACUGCCGGUGAUGGUGUGGAUUCACGGCGGUGACUUCAUCGCUGGCUCCGCCUCCAAACCUCUAUAUGAUGGCCGCUUCAUCAGUAACUAUAGCAACACAGUGGUUGUAAACAUGGAGUAUCGUCUUGGUGCGUUUGGCUUCUUAGUCACAGGCAAAGAUCCCAAGAGCUCUGCAGUGGGGAAUUAUGGGAUUCUAGACCAGCAGGCAGCACUGCGUUGGGUCCAAGAAAACAUUGCAGCUUUUGGAGGAGACCCAAAUAAGGUUACUCUGUUUAGUGAGAGCGCUGGAGCCCAAUCAGUGUGUCUUCAUCUGAUGAUGCAGAGCAGCAAGUCUUUGUUUAGACACGCAGCCAUACAGAGUUUACCGUUCUCUUUGCCACUGAAAACCAGAUUGGAUGCUAUGAAACUGGGCUGGGAUUUUACUAAACUGACUAAUUGCUCAGCAUUUGAUCUGCCCUGUCUGCGCUCUCUCAGCUCACAUGACGUGCUCAACGCCCAGGUUAAAUCAGGUUCUAAGAUCAUCAACCCCUUCCGUUUCCUGGAGGUCUUUGAGACAUGGGGGCCGUUCAUUGAUGGAGAGCUGAUCCAGGAACAGCCAAUCACAGCCUUCCAAACAGGCCACUGGCAGAGUUACAAGCCUGUUAUACUUGGUACAACCUCUGAGGAAGGCGUGACCUUUGUGUACAGCGUUUUCAACCAGUCUGUAUCAAUGCUGGAAUGUGUACUCUACACUGCUGCCAUUUUUAAGCAACAUGCGCUUAAAAUUCUGCACAAAUACAUUCCUUUCUACCGAAACCAGGACAGAAGAGUGAUGCUUUCACAAAUCGUCACGGAUUACAUGUUUCUGUGUCCGACUCGAUGUUCUGCUCGUUCUGGAGUGAGAGUCGGUGGAGCCGUUUGGUUGUAUGUAUUUGACCACGCUCCAUCUGAUCACAACAUAUGGGCGGGGCUUCCGUUCUGCUACAAUCGUACCUGCCAUGGGGCGGAGCUUCCCUUUCUCUUUGACUCCGCUCCCAGCACUAACUUCACACUUACACCUCAAGAGACCCUUCUGGCCAAUCGGAUGGCGUGUUACUGGGGAGCGUUUGCCCACACGGGGGACCCAAACUCUCGAAGUGAAAAGACACACUUCUGCUUACAGCAGAGGCUGCCUGUUUGGCCACGGUACACGGCUCCAGAGGGCUGGCCCAUCCUGAACCUGACUCUACAGUCACACCCACAGCUCGGGGACAGGGACCAUUUCUGUGACUUCUGGGAUCGGCUGGACAUCUAUUGAGGGGAGGAGAUUGAGCUGGAGGAAAGACAAAAUCAGGGCUCUAACAAUUUUGACGAACACUUUGCUAUUCAUUAACCAUUGUGCGAAUAUAUAUAUAUAUAUAUAUAUUUUUUUUUUUUUUGUUUAAUUCAAAUCACAUUUUUAGAUAUUAUCAGUGACUGGGCUAGUGUAAUAGCAAAAUAUUAUUUUUAAAGUUCAUUAUGAUUCAAAUGUUAGGAGUAAUUUUUUCAUGUUUUUGAAAUAAGUCUCUUCUUCAGCUGCAUUUAUUUGAUCAAAAAUACAGUAAAAACAGUAACAUUGAAAUAUUAUUACAAUUUUUUUAUUUAAAUUAUUACAAAUUUAAAUUGUAAACUUUUUUUUUAUUAUUAUUAAAAAUGUAUUCCUGUGAUACAAAGUUGAAUUUUCAGCAUCAUUACUCCAGUCUUCAGUGUCACAUGAAUCAUUCUAAUAUGUUGAUUCACUUUUCAAGAAACAUUUCUUAUUAUCAUCAGUGUUGAAAACAGUUGUGCUGCUUAAUAAUUUUGUGGAAACUGCAUUUUGUGAUGAACAGAAUUUUAAAAAUGUAAAGGAUGGGUUGUUUUGUGCGCUCAACAGAUGAACAGAGUGGGAAUGGAAUUUAAGGGGGAUACUUUCAAGGUUGCAAUUAAUGCAAAUCAACAUCACUAUCUCUUGGGAAAGUAUAAGGGAGUCUAUUGCAUUGACCUUCAAGAUAAGGUUGGAAACUGUUGUCGUUUGAACAAUAUUAGGUGCAGAAUCCUGGCACCACGUUGAUUACGAAACCUCAGAGAUAUUGCCAAUGAUAUCUUUUUCUGUAAUUCAAACGAAGUGCACCCAUUUGGGAGGGGGGGGCGAGCCUGGCCAGUUUGCUUUCUCUCUCACCUGGAGGGUUGUUCUUAAACGCACCUAAUUUUAAAGUAUAAAAAAGGGGGUUUCUUUCAGAAACUGGAAGCUCAGCCGUGGGAUAAGCACGCGUCACCCGGCAUUCUUGGACAAGUGUUGGUCUUCUACUGUGACUGAAACGGGCUCCCCAGUCUUUUGAAUAGUAAAGAUGAUGGCACGGUUCUGAGGUUGUUUAUUUGUUCUAAUACUUGGCUUUGGGGUUUAGUUUUAGUCUAUGCUCGAAUUUGUGUAUUAUUCACUCAUUAUUAUUAUAUUUUAUCCAUUUACUCAUGAUCAUUCUUAUAUUUUGCACUGGUUUGUGAUUAUUCUGCCUUAAACUGUUUAUUUUUGAUUAUCAUUAUUCUUUUAUGCAUUUACCAAUGAUUAUUAUUGAUAUCAGCUGUGUAUCAACAAUAAACAAUUCUACUAC